Pogoniulus pusillus (Red-fronted tinkerbird) is the source of this 1342-nucleotide messenger RNA. RefSeq names its product methyltransferase like 27 (gene METTL27). The record is from RefSeq and is a predicted model, not a curated record. Gene Ontology annotation, molecular function: methyltransferase activity. The coding region runs from base 43 to 753 and encodes 236 amino acids. Lineage: Eukaryota; Metazoa; Chordata; Aves; Piciformes; Lybiidae. The transcript is spliced from 6 exons.
AGUGGCUCGCCCGGGGUUCGGGGCACGGAGCCGGCGGGGGCGAUGCGGCUGGCGCUGGGGGUUCGGGAGCGGGUGGCGGCGGUGCACAGCGGCUCGGCGCUGCCCGAGCGCCUGCGGCUGUACGAUGGCUGGGCUGAGGGCUACGAGCAGGAUGUGGCGGCGCUGGAGUACCGAGCACCGCACCUGGCCGCCGCUUCGCUCGCCUUCGCCUUCCCCACGGCGCCCGCUGAGGCUCGGCUGCUCGACGUGGCUUGUGGCACCGGGCUUGUAGCACGAGAGCUCCACCGCCGUGGCUUCCGCUGCCUGCACGGCGUGGAUGGCAGCGCGGGGAUGCUGGAGCGGGCGCAGAGCACCGGGCUCUACCAGCAGCUGUGGCGGUGUGUCCUGGGCCAGGAGGCCCUGCCCGUGCCCUCAGAGCAUUACGACGCCGUAACGCUGGUGGGAGCCCUGGGCGAGGGGCAGGUGCCGACCACGGCCGUGCCGGAGCUGCUGCGUGUCACCAAGCCAGGAGGGCUCAUCUGCCUGACGACAAGGAGCAACCCCUCGAACCUGCGGUACAAGGCAGAGCUGGAGGCAGCGCUGGAGAGGCUGGAGAAGCAGGGAGCCUGGCAAAAGCCCUCUGUAGUCUUUCCCAGAGGACUGUUGGAGAUCCCCAUCACCAUGUCCUGUGGUCCUCCAUCCUCAUCCUCCCCAGGACAUGCUGAGGUGCAGGACACCUCCACAUCCAAACCAGGAGCAGCUGCACCCAGCUGAAGAAGCUUUCCAAGCAUCACAUCAGCCUUUCAACCCACAAUAUCUGUUUAAGUCUCUGAUUUUCCUACAGCUUUAUAGUUAAUGGUCUGGGUGGGAAGGAAAGCUGGAAAGGACUUGAGGAGUUGGUGGCUGCUCCCCACCCAGGAGCCACCCAGCAUCACCUGCCCAGCCUGUUCCCCAAGCCCCUUGCCGUGCUGCCUCCACCCCUCCUCCUCCACUGCUCCCCUGGGAAGUUUUUUACCCAAAUCUCUUGCUGGGAUAUUUCCUUUUUCCCUUUUCCCUCAGACCUGUUCCUGCCUCUCCCAUUCCCAUAGGUUAGAUUACUUCCUCCCCCUCUGGAGCUCUUCCCUGGCAGAACAACAUGCCCACAAUUGUCCCCGUGCCCACCAGGGACAUCUCCCUUCUCCCACACUCACUCUCCCUGUGCAUCUUGUCACCUCUGCACUUUGCCCUCCCCUAGGUAUUGGGGUCCCAGUGCUGCCAUGCUUCCUUCUACCUCUAUCUGUCCCUAGCACUGUCCUCUGGGCAACUGGGGUUCAUGGCUGGCCCCAUCCCUGCACUUGGCUCUUUAAUAAACGCCCUGCUAGCA